Messenger RNA from Amoebophrya sp. A25, 304 nucleotides. The record is from the annotation of a GenBank genome assembly. Lineage: Eukaryota; Dinophyceae; Syndiniales; Amoebophryaceae.
GGACUAUCAGACUUGUGUCGCCAGGGUAGACACGAACCUCCUAGCAUGGCGACGCCGGAGAAUCCUGAAAUGGACGCUCAUGAAACUGAAAAGGAAAUGGUUAUGACCUCCAGGAGUACUAAUGAAACAGACGCAGACCUCGAGGCCAAGAUUCCGUCAGAAAAGGAAUUGCCAGAAAACAGAGCGUCGAGAAGCUUUGGGCGAACUUUCUUCGUGUGCACUGCAUCCACAAGAGAUGGGGAGGAGAAGCAAGACCACAGACGUAUCGGAGGUGGUGCGAGCAGGAAGUAUUUUUCAAUAGCGG